This is a messenger RNA of Knipowitschia caucasica, 1368 nucleotides long. The record is from the annotation of a GenBank genome assembly. Lineage: Eukaryota; Metazoa; Chordata; Actinopteri; Gobiiformes; Gobiidae.
AUGAAAUCUGGCGGAGGUGUGCUCUUGGGGGGACAGGCCUGGUGGUGGGCGUCACAGCAUCCCAAAGACAACGUUUUGCUCCAGUUCAUGGGCAAUAAAGUAUCCGGAGUGGCUGGGAUACACUUCACCGAGCACCACAUAGAGGCAGAGUGUGUGUCCGUGCAAGCCCAUAUCCCACAUUCUUGGAGAACCAUCAAACUUUGUAAGGAUUUUAUGGACGACUUGGAAUUUUUGCUACAAGGAGUGUCCGAGUUUGACAUAAGUGGCGGAACCUUUUCUGAAGCCCUGGUUCACGGGUCGCUGUCCUUCCCCAUCGUCGCCAAUGCAAACGGACAAGCUGUGAUCGCAGGAGGAUACUACGGAGAGGGGAGAAUAGUGGGGCGGGACACCGGAAACGACAUCUUCCGGGUGCCGCUCGUGUUGUUACUGUACAUUUGUUUACUACGGAAUCAAGCGACAACACGACCUGUGGAUCCGCUAUCACAGCUUUUAGAAGGUUCAAUGGAGGAGACAGAGGAGCAGUCAGAUGACACUCCAACGAGGAGGGACCAUGAAACCGAAACAUUCAGGCUGCACAUGGUGACGUGGAACGUGGCCACAGCCGACCCGCCUGACGACGUGACUUCACUGCUUCACCUCAAUUCCUCAAAGAGUCCGGACCUCUACGUGAUUGGUCUGCAGGAGGUGUAUUCUGGCCCGCUCAGAUUCAUGUCCGACUCUGUGUUUGACGACCCAUGGAGCCAGGUUUUCAUGUCCACUCUGGCCCCUCGCAACUACGUCAAGGAGCAGGAGUGUCCUUUGCGGCUGCAGUUGUGUGUCUUCUGUGAUCUGACUCUGCCCUGGACCGAGCUGCAGGAACACGCUGUGGCCUGCGGGAGUCGCACCGAGCCCUGUCCCGACUGCGGACGAUACGUGAAACUGUGCGAUCAGCAAGAGCACGAGAAAACAUGUUUGUAUCUGGACUUAGAGUUAGACCACAACGAGCCCAGUGCAUCGAGUGGAUCCAAAGGUGCGCAGGGAGAAGGGAAGACCAAAACAACACGAAAAUUCAAACAAAUGUGUAAAAUCUGCCUGGAGUCCAUCCCUAUAGAAGAAAUCCAGAAACAUGAAAUGAGGUGCACUGCUGCCCCCUUGUGGAACCUGGAGGACUCAGACUCGGACUCAGAGGACGAGACCCCCCAGGCUUCAGGGCUGGAUUUCUCGAAGCUGCGUCUCAAAAACAUCCCACAAACAGACGAGGAGAAGACAGAACACAGCACCUGCCCCCACUGUCAGCUCGUCCUGCCCUGGGCCACUCUGCGCUGGCACGUGGAGAAGUGCAAAGUCCACAUCUGCCUCAAACACAGAGAGACCACUGCGCAAAGCUAA